CCUGUGGCACAGAGGACAAACAACACUGAAAAUGAAAAUGCGCAGGCGCGACGUUUGUCCCUCACGUCUUCCCGUCAAACCGCGUUAUCAUGGCGACCUCCUUGAUGUCUCUGCGCAGAUGUUGCCAGGGGUCACCUCUCCUCCUCCUCGUUGCUAGGCGACCGUGGAGCUCCAGCAGCGCGGCGUCUCCGCCUCCUCUGCACACGAAGCUCCUCCUCUUCCUCACCCAGAGGUUUUAUGACGUAGAGAUGCUCCUGAGCUGGGGGUCUCAGAUGAAGAGGAGGGGGAUUCAGAGGAAGAACGCUUACUACAGUUACACUCAGAGGUUUCAUGGGCCGAACAUAGCAGCAGCGUAUUAUAUUCUGAGUCUAAGGGGAGGAUUUAAGUACGUCGGUCAGUCAGACUGGUUUCGUGCUGAUCAGAGGGGCAGGUUCAGCUGGGACUUCCUGAAUCACAGAGACGCACAUCUAGAGGAAGUAGACAUGAGCAACACCGUCAUCAACUACGCAGGACUGUGGAACCUGGACGGGCAGCGCUCUCUGAGGACACUGUCGUUGCGAGGAUGUUCUGAAGUGGACGACUGGUUCCUGGCGAGGCUCCACAUGUUCCAGGACUCUCUGGAGGAACUGGACAUCUCUCACUGUCCAUGCAUCACCACCGGCGGCCUGGCUGCACUCAGGAAUCUCAAGGGACUGAAGCGUCUGGACGUGUCGUCCCUCCCUGGGAUUUCGAACCCUGGGUUGGUCGUCAUCCUGCUGGAGGAAAUGUUGCCGCAGUGCCACAUCACCGCUAAUGGCUACGACUACAGCCUGAGUCAGGAGGGAGGAGAGGGACGGAGGUAGUGAAUGGACACGAAUCAGAAGAAGUCCUUUUCCACUUCAACAUUAAAACCACCUGCCUGAUAUUAGCUAGGCUGGGCUUGGUGGUGUAGUAGGUUUGUCCUGCUGGAGGAAGCUACAGCAAUGUUUAGGUGGGUGGUACGUGUCAAAGUAACAUCCAGAUUAAUCUCAGGACCCAAGGUUUCCCAGCAGAACAUUGAAUUUUAAUGUUAUUUGCCUCAUCUGUCAGUGUUUGUUGUCGAUAUGUAAAUAUGACUGUAAAUGCACUAAAUAAACAUGUAAUUGUUCAAUAUUA
This is a messenger RNA of Lates calcarifer (barramundi perch), 1134 nucleotides long. RefSeq names its product distal membrane arm assembly component 2 (gene dmac2). NCBI's taxonomy places the organism in Eukaryota, Metazoa, Chordata, Actinopteri, Centropomidae. The record is from RefSeq and is a predicted model, not a curated record. Gene Ontology annotation, molecular function: protein binding.